This is a messenger RNA of Ruditapes philippinarum (Manila clam), 5620 nucleotides long. RefSeq lists its product as uncharacterized. The record is from RefSeq and is a predicted model, not a curated record. Bases 42 to 5564 code for a protein of 1840 amino acids. Lineage: Eukaryota; Metazoa; Mollusca; Bivalvia; Venerida; Veneridae. The transcript is spliced from 9 exons. Gene Ontology annotation, molecular function: protein binding.
AUCCAACAAAUUUUGCUUGCACGGCUGUAAACGCAACAACGAUGAGGGUGACAUGGACACAGACAGCAAGUGCAACAGUUGACGGAUACCACCUUGAUAUAGAACGAGUGGAUGGGCUCAAAAUAGAAUACGGAUUACCGUCAAUAGUACUGAAUGACAAGACCUAUGAGACCUACACGUAUUAUGGCCUGGGAAAGUUUGCCACCUAUAAUAUCACCAUUCAUUCGUACUUUAGUUCUGGUAGCAACGGUACUGAUUACGUCAUUACUUGCCAAACAAGCUCAGAUAUACCAGAUGCGUCUAACUUUAACUUCUCGUGCGUUGGAAUCUCUACGUCAGAAAUCACGUGCAAAUGGGACACCCUGGACACAGUCUAUUGGAACGGGAACCCAGUAGGGUAUAUAUUAGGAUAUUUACGGUAUACCAAUGACAUUUACACGUACGUCAAUCUGUCAACCAACAUCGUGACCCACACCAUCAACAAUCUCUACUUCGACACGUGGUACGUCAUCCAGUUACAAACACAGAAUGAUGCUGGCUUGAGCCCGUUCACUUCAAGUCCUGCAAAAACGUUAGGUUGGCCAGUGACAGUUGAGAACAAAACUCGUUACUUUUGUUAUGAGACUAUCCCGGGUACUCUUGUAUGGAGCUGGGAGGAGAUGCCAUGUACUGUUUACGUUGGAAUAAUUCUCGUAUUCAUGCUACUUUCACUGAUCUUCAUGACGAUCUGUUGCUGUAUGUGUUGCUGUAAUAAGAAAACUGAGAACAACAAAAGCAACGUUGCUGUCAAUAUCUUUAACGAGCAAGGAGAAAAUGGGGACAAUGAUGGCUAUGACGAUGAUGAAACAGAUACAGAGAGUGAAGAAGAAGAAGAAUUUGUUGAUGAAGAUGAUGAUGACUAUGACUAUGACAGUGAAGGGAACCCAACAAAGGCAGCUAUACUAGCUAAGAAGAAACGGAAGAUGGCAGAGGCUGCUAAAGGCGGUGCUUCUGGUUCAGAUGAAUCAAGGGAUGGGACAAGUGAAGAUGAAAAAGAAUCUGAAGAUGAAAAGGAAUAUGAAACUUCUGAGGUUGAAACCGGACCAGAUGAGGAAUAUGAAUCGAGUGAAGGCGAUGAAGAUUUAGAUGAGGAUGAAAGAUUGGCAAAGAAAGAAAAGAAAUUAGCUGCUAUUGCAGCUGCAAAAGAAUUGAAAGAUAAAAAACGAGAAGACAAAGCAAAAAGGAAAGCCGAAAAGGACAAGGAAAGAGAAAUAAAUAAAGCGAAAAAAGAUGAAGAACUGACAAAGAAAAAAAGAGCUAAAGACGAAGAAAAAAGAAAACAAAAAGCAGAAAAAGAUGAAAAAAAUGAAACACAGAAAGCUGAAAAGGACAAGAAAAAUGCUGAAAAGAAAAGGAAAAAAGAGAUAAAAAGACUCAACAAACAAAGUAAAACUGAUGGCAAUGACGUGUCAGAAACAGAAUCGGAUUAUGACACUGAUGAGUUUUCGGAACCUGACGAAUGUACAGAAAAUGAAGACGAGGACAACAAGAAAAAGGGAACAGUUUCUAACGAGAAAAAGAAAAAAAUUUCUAACAGUAAAAUGCCAAAUAAGAAAAGCCUUGCAGGCAAGGCCAUUCUUUCUACUGUCAAUGAAAAAAGUAAACAGACAUUAAAAACAAAUAAUAAUGACAGUAAAAGGAUAAAAUCUGAAAACAAGAAGAACAGCAAAAUACAAUCUAAAGAAAAAUCUGAUAAUGUAAAAGACAAUAAAGAACAUAAAACAAAUAAAAAAGAAAUAAAUACAGUAAAAGAUAAACAGAAGAAAAAGGUUAGAAAUCGAUAUAGUGAUAGCGACGAUUUUUCUGAUGAAAGUGGAACAGACUACUACGAGGACUGGAAUCCAGAUGCAGAAGAUAAUCCUGAUGCAAAUGUAACACGCGUAAAUGUUAAGGAUAUAAAUAAAACACCAGAUCAAAUGGAUAAAGACGGUAAAGACAAAAAAUCAGUUAGAAAGAAUAAAGAACCGAAGAAAUCUGGAAACGAAACGACAAGUAAAAAUUCCCAAAGUGCAAAACGAAAACAAAAAGGUGAUGAAAGUGACACAAAAAAUGCAAAUAAAAAACAGAACAGAACGAAACAGCACGAUGAUAAUGGCGGCAAUAAGUCUAGUCAGAAUUCUAAGAAAAAAAGUAAAAAUUCCAGCAAAAAUGAAAGUGAGGAUAAUGAUAGUGAUGAUGAAUAUUAUGAUAGUGAUGAAUACGACAGUGAUGAAUAUGAUAGUGACGAUUAUGAUAGUGACGAUUAUGAUAGUGAUGAUAAUGAUAGUGACGAUGAUGAUAUUGAAGGUAGCAAAAGUCAAGCUAAAGACAAACGUAUUAAGAAAGCAAAUAAUAAAGAUAAAAAGCCAGGAUUUUUUGGAAAGCUAUUCGGAAAUUUGAAUAUGUCUUCUGGGGGUAAUCAAAAUAAAAAAGUAAAUAAAUCUUCAGAAGGAAAUAAAACAAAUGGGUUGAAUGAUUGGGAAAGCGAGGAAGAAUAUGACGAUAAUGAGCCAAAUUAUCAAGGAACUAAAAUGGGUCAAAGAUCCGGAUUAAAUGGCAGUGGUUUCGGACGUUCUGGCUAUCCAGGUCCUGCUAAAAAUAUUAAUAAUACCAGAAGUAGUAUUUGGAAAGGUAAUAAUAAUACCACGACUGAUUUCGGUGACUGGGGGAGUGAUGAUGAUAAUGAUGCUUUUGUGCAAAAAGAUAGCAACAACGGAUUCUCUCAUUCGUAUGCAAAAGGCUUUAAUAUGUAUGAUGACAACAAACAAGGUUUACAUGAUAAAAUAAAGGGACAAUACCCAGUGAAUCAACAUCAUGGAAAUGGGGCAGCUAACCAUGGGCGGGAAGGAAUUAAUCAAAAUCAAUUUCUUUCUCCACAUGGCGAUCAAUUUAUGCCAGCUGACCAUGCCUCAACAAAUCUUAACAAUUUUAGCGAGACACAUGCCGACACUGAUAAUAAACAAUACUCAAUGUCUUCUGGAAGCCAAUAUCCAACCGCAUAUGGUGGAAACUAUGCGUCAACCAGCAUUCAUCCUCAUCCUGGUAGCAAUGAACAAACGAUGCAAAAGGCAAAACCUGACGAAAGAAGCAAAUUCAAUGCACUUUUUAAUGUGAACGCAAGAAGAAAAAAGGCAACUAAAGCUAACCGUGCAACUCAAAAUGCUGCACACAACUAUGGCAAUACACAAAGUGGCGGGAUUUCAUCUCAAAGUAAAAAAUACGGUGACGGCGAAGAUAUAUUUUCAACAAAUAACACAACUGAUAACCUUCAUCAAGGUCGAAACAAUUUUGAUAUACCAACAUCAACUGGAGGGAAUGGGUCUUCGAGCGGUUCAAAUAACCCAUCCAAUAGAAAUAAGUAUUCGGAGGGAAACAAAAUAAUUUCUGAUCAAAUCGGGCUACAUGGUGGGUCAGAUAUUGCAAAAAAGCAAAAUGCAAAAUUGACAGGGAAUUCUUUUAGCCAUAAUCAUCCAGAUUCAAAUAAUUACACAAGAGACGGUUUAGGAGAAGAAACCAAUUUGCAUGAUCAUUAUAACGGUAGGUUAGACGAAAAUAUAAAUGGAAAUUAUUUAAGUAAGAAUAGAAAACUUGGAGCACAAAACAAAUCAGUAAAUUUUAGUGUACCUGCAGAGGAUUCGUAUGACGCAAAAAUAGGACAAUAUGGAAAGAAUAUCGCAAAUGAUAAGUCAAGGAAUUUUAACACGACAAAUGAAGAUGGUAGUAAAAAACAAAGUGGUCAAUUAGGUACAAAUUUAUCUGCCCCUUUCCAAAAUAGUACACACGAUGCAAAUAAUGUGAUUAAUAAUGCUUUAAAUCCAAAUGAACGAUUAGAUACACACGCACAGGCAUCAAACCAGCCCAAUAGUUUCUCGAAUCCUUUCAACACAGAUAGAAAUGGUACAUUUGAUGAAGAGGAAAGUCAUUUGAACACCGGAAUUAAAUCAAAGAAACUUGUGAGUUUCAGAAGUAACGACUCUCACAUUGUUGGAAUGGGAAAUAAAAAAGACAAUUUUUCAGAUUCAAAUGGUUUACAUAAUCAACCAAAUAACAAUGGAGGAAGCAAUCAUGGUAUAAAUGGGAUAACUGCCGAGUCAAACUACAAUGGAGUUUCCUAUCCAAGUAAGGCAGGAUUACCCGCUGGACCAUAUAACAGUGGAGGAAACAGUCCAGGCAAGGAUGGAUUGUCAAAUGGACCAAACUAUCGUGGAGGGAACAAUCAAGGAAUUAAUAGAUUUCACAGUGGACGAAACAAUAAUAGAGGAAAAGGUCCAGACACGAAUAAAUUCCCCUCUGGGCCAAACAAUAAUGGAGAUAAUAAUAUUAGUAUAAACGGAUUGCAGGGCGGACGUACCUACAAUGGCGGCAAUAAUCCAGGAUCAAAUGGGCUACACGCUGGACCAAACUCUAAUGGAGGAAGUAAUCAAGUCACAAAUGGGUUACCUAAUCGACCGAACUUCAAUGGAGAAAACAAUCGAAUUUCGAAUGGAUUGCCCAAUGAAGCACACUUUAAUGGUGGUAAUAACCCAAGUAUGAAUGGAUUACCGGCUGGACCAAACUACAAAGGGAACAACAAUCCGGGAAAAAUGGGGCAAUCUUCUGGAACAAACAACAAUGGAAGCAACAGUCAAGGGACAAAUGGUUUUCCAAACAGACAAAAUCAAAAUGGAGACAACAAUCCAGGUAAUGGAUUUCCAAACGGACAUAACCACAAUGCUGGCAACAAUCCAGGUAGGUUAGGACUACCAACUAGACCAAAAGAUUUUGGAGCUAACAAUCUAGAUAGGAAUGUAUUACCUGCUGGGUCAAACCAAACUGGAGGCAGCAAUGCAGGAAGGGUAGGAUUACCAAAUGGACCAAAACAUUCUGAAGGUAACAAUCCGGAUACAAAUGGAUUACCAACUGGGUCAAACUUAUUGAAAUCAGACCCUAUUUCGGGAGUAAAUGCAUCCACUGGAUCUGAGGAAAACGAUGACGUUUUUACAUCAGAUGCUGAUAUUGUCUUGCCAAAUAAUGGUACCAAUAAACAAAUCCGCUCUCCGGUAGGACGGUUUGUCAAUAAACCAGCGUGGAAUAAUCCCAAACCAGACAAUUCGAGCAGUGAAAAAAGGAAAGGUUCUAGAACACCUGUAAAGGAACUCAUGAAAACCCCAAAGCGAAUGACCCUUACAGAUCCAGAGCCAGUAUUUGAAACGGACAGGCUAGCAAAGAAAUUUCCAUUUUUGUCGACAGGUGAUCCAGUAAAUAACGCAGACACAAACGCUGUUAAACCUAACGAAAGCAUGCGCAAAAAUCAGAGCGAUUCUAAUCUUGAGAAGUUGUUUGGUAAGGGAAAACCGUUCGGUGGUUUGCCUAAGAUUUCAUCAGAUCCCAACAUUAAAGCUCAAGAGAACGGUGACAAAAAUACUGAAGGUUUAAAUGCUGAUACACGUGAUAAAAUUUUCUAUGGAUUCGGGGUCGGUAAAUGGCGCUUAGUAGCUGCUAAAUGGCUCAAUACAUGGAAGAUGAAGCGUAGACCUGUAAAAACAGCACAAUCUUCAUGGGACUAAUGUGUAGGCCUGUGAAAACGGCGAAUCUUUUUGGGACUGAGGAAACAGCACAAUCU